This is a messenger RNA of Spizellomyces punctatus DAOM BR117, 1381 nucleotides long. RefSeq lists its product as uncharacterized. NCBI's taxonomy places the organism in Eukaryota, Fungi, Chytridiomycota, Chytridiomycetes, Spizellomycetales, Spizellomycetaceae. Gene Ontology annotation, molecular function: actin monomer binding; actin filament binding. The transcript is spliced from 10 exons. Bases 67 to 1134 code for a protein of 355 amino acids. The record is from RefSeq and is a predicted model, not a curated record. Gene Ontology annotation, biological process: actin filament depolymerization; barbed-end actin filament capping. Gene Ontology annotation, cellular component: cytoplasm; actin filament.
CAGAAACUGAGCAAUCCCAUCGCAAAUACAUUCAGCACCAAGAAGGUGCCCUUUACACAUUUCAGAAUGUCACAUCAGAGCGGAAUACAACCAUCCGAAGAGCUUCUUACAACAUUCAACAAUGCAUUGCAAACGACAGACCAGCGUGCCAUCAAAGUUGUCAUUUCUGAGGAGGUCAUGACCGUUUCUGACACUUUGCCAGUGAAGGGAAGCUGGGAGGAAGAUUUUCCCCUCCUAUCGGCUUGGUUUGGGCCCACAGAACCCUGCUUCGUUCUGUGCCGGAUGGAUUCAACUCUGCCAAGUGGAGAUUUUGAAUGGAUCUUGCUGCAAUAUGUCCCUGAUUAUGCCAAAGUCCGAGAUAAAAUGUUGUAUGCAUCAACAAAGGCGACUUUGACAAAGGAAUUGGGCGACUCAAAGUUUGUGGACACCUUGUACGGAACAACACCGGCUGAAAUGUCGCUUGAUGGGUAUCGUAAGCACAUUAUACACAAGGAGGCAGAUGUGCCAUUGACGGAACGUGAAAUCGAAGCUCAAGCCGUUAGAUUGGCAGAGUCGAGUGCAGACAUUGGAAUGUCGUCACGGAGAUCUCAUGCCCAAGGCGUGACAUUCCCCUUUUCGGAUACGGCUAAGGGCGCUUUGCGACAACUGAAGGAUGGGAAAGCGAAUGUGGUUGUACUGUCGGUAGACUUGUCCCAAGAAUGCAUGGAACUUGAUACGGCAGGGGAUACGACUUUGUCAGAGCUACCGUCAGUCAUUGAGCCCUCAGUUCCACGUUUUGUAUUUUUCACUUUCCAAAAUACCGAAUACAAUGGCGCGCCUUCCUCCCUAAUCUUCAUUUAUGUUUGCCCGCCUGAGUCGAAAGUGAAGGAGCGCAUGCUGUAUUCCUCUUCUCGUGCCAGCGUUGUUGCGUAUGUAGAAGGUGAAUUGCAGUUAAAUGUGGUAAAAAAGUUCGAGGUUGACUCUGUCGACGAGGUGGAUGAAGCCACUUUAACAGAAGAGCUCUACCCGAAACAACAGGGUACACCAGGAAUGACGAAGCGUGCGUUUGCACGGCCGACUCGACCGGGAAGAGGUCCUGCGCGCGUAUCACGGGCAGGGACUCCUUCCUCUACUGGGAGUGCAGAUACUUCUUAGGAUCAAUGGAAAAUGUAGAUUUCGAAAACAUUUGAGAUCCCUUUUUAUUUAGACCGGCGACAAUCUCAAGUUUUACGCCGUGUCAAAUGGUCGUAUAUGACCACCUGUGUGUGCUCAUCGGUCUCAAUUUCUGUUCGCGUCGUGUUAUCACCUGGUUUUGGCUCCUUGAACGCGAGGAGGAAGAUUAACUUGAAGGAAAUAUACUCUGGUGCCAAUAGAACAAGACAUCUCUCAUCUUUCAAUCCAC